GGCAAGGAGAGAACGGGACUUCACCAUCAAGGAGGAAGUAUGUUUCUGCAAAAACUGCUGCUCUAUUUUUCGACAGCAUGCGUGUUUUGCUACAUGAUAGCACUCAAUAUCAUAGUCAGGAUUAUGCAUUUUGUUUCACCAAGCCUCACAAAGAAGCAAAUCCUCAGAAUGGGUGAAAAAAUCACCAUGACCCAGAAUCCCAACUUUAAGUAUGAAGAUUGGGGACCGACGUUUAAAUCAUUCAAAUUCAUCAAAACCGCAUCUCUGCACAUGUGGCUCUCCCUCGGACAAGAAGCGUUUGUGGGAAAAGAAGCUCCGGACUCACCUGUUGUCACUAUGGACGGAGAUAAAACAAGUGUUUGCAAGUUCUUGAAAGACAACAGACCGCUGGUGCUGAGUUUUGGAAGUUGCACCUGACCCCCGUUUAUGUACAAACUUGAUGAGUUCAAGCAACUCGUCAAGGACUUCAGCGAUGUGGCUGACUUUCUGGUGGUCUACAUCGCCGAGGCACAUUCAACAGAUGGUUGGGCCUUUACCAACAACAUUGACAUCAACCGCCACCGGAGCUUGGAGGACAGGCUGUCUGCAGCACAAAUCCUGGUUCAAAAGGAGCCCCUGUGUCCGGUGGUUGUGGAUGAAAUGAAUGAUGUCACUGCCAUAAAGUAUGGCGCUUUGCCCGAGAGGCUUUAUGUGCUACAGGCUGGGAAAGUCGUCUACAAGGGGGGCAUGGGGCCUUGGGGCUACAAUCCAAUGGAAGUGCGUUCAUUCCUGGAGAAGAUGAAAUAAGAAGAUUGUUAAUUCAAGUCAAGGCAUGUAGCAAUCAUCUAACCAGUCUUAUAAUGGACGGAGAUCUCUGUGUUCAGUAGGGGAUGGGAAGGGUGGAGGGGUGUUAACAUUUUACAUCAACACCAUAUAUUACUGAUCCUUUCUCAGUUUUAUUUUUUUUACACUACUCAAUACACUGCCACAUCUACAUGUGGUUCUAUAGCUGUUCUCCAUCUCUCAUAUCAACCAGUGCAUGAGUAGAUAAAUAUUGCAACCCCUCCAAACGUGCACUAACAAUGCCUCCAGACUCUCCUGCACCCUGAAAACUGACCUCAGCUGUCGACCCCUGGCCUUGAACUCACGUCUCAGUGUUUCUUAGUGACGACUACAGAUUAAACCACAGGCCUCUGUAGCCAGAUGAAAUGAAACACAGAGAGAUGGUCAACUCAGAGUUUGUGUUUGAGGUAUCAUAACAUACAGGAGAUGUUGUGUGUCUCUAUGUGUUUGUGUGUGUAUUUUUUUCACUUAAGUUGUCUUAAUUCUAAAGUUUGCUUGAAGUUUAAAGACAAAUCCUGAAGAUUUAAGUCAGUGAAAGCAUUUUUUUCCAUGAUAUUUGUCUAUAAAUGCUCCAAGGUAAUUCAACAGGAGGCUGCUUUUCUACAUGAUGAUUACAGUGCAAACCUCUGGUAACUGUAGUUUGAUAAAAGAUCACUUAAAGUAGGUUUUCUCUGAAUGACUGGACACAUUUAAUGUACAAUAAGCUCUGUCUACAACAAGUCUUGUAUCAGAAUAAAUUUGCUUUUCACUGUG
Molecule: messenger RNA, 1575 nt
Organism: Seriola dumerili (greater amberjack)
Lineage: Eukaryota; Metazoa; Chordata; Actinopteri; Carangiformes; Carangidae
Gene: dio1
Product: iodothyronine deiodinase 1
Exons: 4
Molecular function (GO): thyroxine 5'-deiodinase activity
Source: RefSeq, a predicted model, not a curated record